CCGUGAUGCGGGGUGGUGACUGACGGCUCCGGGUCUGAGGGGCUCCUGCUUGUCAGGUUCUAGGACCAUUGUAGCAAUGUUUGGCGAUGCUCAUCACCAGAAGGUUGACCAUCAGGGGAUGAAUUUGUUUUGGCCACAGCAAGUCAUGAAUGCCAUCUUCUAAGGCACAGAACUAUUGACAUAUUGAAUUUAUUUGAGAUAGACCUUAUGAUCAUUUUCAUCAUUCUCUUCUGCAAGUUCUCCAUAAUAUCUUAAAGUGUGAUGCCUCCAAAUGGACCUGUCAUUUUAAUUGAGAUCUGAGUGGAAAAGAGUAAUAAGAUACUUUGAGUUCCUUGAAGACUCAGUUUUUUCUCCAGGACAUAACCCCAUGUACUGGCUGCACUCUCCUUCCUUCUCUAUUUUGAACUCUUGAUAUGGACAUAUGUUGAUUAAAAGAAUUUCUUAUAAUCCGUGGAGCAGUUAGUGCUUUAUGAAGAUGGGAUUUGGAAGUGACCUGAAGAAUUCACACGAUGCACUGUUAAAAUUGCAAGAUUGGGAAUUACGACUCUUGGAAACGGUCAAGAAGUUUAUGUCACUGAGAAUAAAAAGUGAUAAAGAAUAUGCAUCUACUUUACAGAAUCUCUGUAAUCAAAUUGACAAGGAAAGUACUGCCCACAUGAAUUAUGUUAGCAAUGUAUCCCAGACUUGGCUACUAAUGAUUCAACAAACUGAACAGCUAAGCAAAAUAAUGAAGACACAUGCAGAAGACCUUAACUCUGGACCAUUACAUAGGCUUACUAUGAUGAUCAAAGACAAGCAACAAGUGAAGAAGAGUUAUAUAGGUGUUCAUCAGCAAAUUGAGGCAGAUAUGUUCAAGGUCACAAAGACAGAAUUGGAGAAAUUAAAAACAAAUUAUAAACAAUUAAUAAAAGAAAUGAAUUCUGCUAAAGAGAAAUAUAAAGAAGCUUUGGUUAAAGGGAAGGAAACAGAGAAGGCAAAAGACCGUUAUGACAAAGCUACUAUGAAACUUCAUGUGUUGCAUAAUCAAUAUGUAUUGGCUUUGAAAGGGGCACAGCUUCAUCAGCAUCAGUAUUAUGAUUCCACACUUCCUCAACUCCUGGACUCAUUACAAAAAAUGCAGGAAGAAAUGAUAAACGCCUUAAAAAGUAUAUUUGAUGAAUACAGCCAGAUUACCAGUCUUGUUACAGAGGAGAUAGUCAAUGUCCAUAAAGAGAUUCAGACAUCAGUUGAACAGAUUGACCCUAGCACGGAAUACAACAAUUUCAUAGAUGUUUACAGAUCACCAGCUAUUGAGGAGCAAGAAAUUGAGUUUGAUGCCUCUUUACUUGAAGAAAACGAAAGUCUUCAGGCUAAUGAGAUCAUGUGGAAUAAUUUAACAGCAGAGAGUUUGCAAAUAAUGCUGAAAACUGUCGAAGAAGAAUUGAUCCAAACCCAGCAGAUGCUUUUAAACAAGGAGGAGAUUGUCCUAGAACUAGAAAAAAAUAUUGAAGAAUCUUCUAAGACCUGUGAAAAGAAGUCUGAUAUUGUGCUUCUGCUGAGCCAAAAACAGGCACUAGAAGAGCUAAAGCAGUCAGUCCAGCAGUUAAGAUGUGCUGAGGCCAAGCUCACAGCCCAGAAAGAACUACUAGAACAAAAAGUACAAGAGAAUGAUGGAAAAGAGCCACCUCCCGUCUUCAAUUAUGAAGAAGAUGCUCGAUCAGUUACAUCUAUGGAGAGGAAGGAGAAGUUAUCUAAAUUCGAGUCACUUCGUCACUCCAUUGCUGGAAUGAUUCGAUCUCCUAAAUCUAUGUUGGGCUCUUCAUCAUUCUGUGAUGUAAUAUCAUCAAGUGACAAGCCAUUGGUAGAACAGGACUGGUACCAUGGUGCAAUUCCCAGAAUAGAAGCACAGGAACUCUUAAAGCAACAAGGAGACUUCUUGGUUCGGGAGAGUCACGGGAAACCUGGUGAAUAUGUCCUGUCUGUGUUUUCAGAUGGACAACGAAGACACUUUAUUAUACAGUUUGCUGAUAAUCUAUAUAGAUUUGAAGGAACUGGGUUUACAAAUAUUCCUCAACUUAUAGAUUAUCAUUAUACAACAAAGCAAGUCAUUACUAAAAAAUCAGGUGUAGUUCUGCUGAAUCCUGUUGUUAAGGAUAAGAAAUGGGUUCUCAGUCAUGAUGAUGUCACAUUGGGAGAAUUAAUAGGCAAGGGUAAUUUUGGUGAAGUAUAUAAGGGAACAUUAAAGGAUAAAACUGCUGUUGCUGUAAAAACUUGUAAAGAAGAUCUUCCUCAGGAACUGAAAAUAAAAUUUUUACAAGAGGCCAAAAUACUCAAACAGUAUGACCAUCCUAAUAUUGUCAAGCUUAUAGGAGUUUGCACACAAAGACAACCCAUUUACAUCAUCAUGGAGCUUAUUCCAGGAGGUGAUUUCCUCUCCUUUUUGAGAAAGAAGAAAGAUGAACUAAAAGCCAGACAGUUAGUGAAGUUUUCAUUAGAUGCUGCUUCUGGUAUGGCUUAUCUUGAGAGUAAAAACUGUAUACACAGGGACCUUGCUGCAAGAAACUGCCUGGUUGGAGAAAAUCAUAUACUGAAAAUCAGCGACUUUGGAAUGUCUCGUCAAGAAGAUGGUGGCAUAUAUUCAUCUUCAGGCUUAAAGCAAAUUCCCAUCAAAUGGACUGCUCCAGAGGCCCUCAAUUAUGGAAGAUACAGCUCUGAAAGUGAUGCAUGGAGCUUUGGUAUCCUUUUGUGGGAGACCUUCAGUUUAGGAGUCUGUCCGUAUCCUGGAAUGACCAACCAACAUGCUCGAGAGCAAGUGGAGCAAGGAUACCGGAUGUCAGCUCCUCAGAAGUGUCCUGAAGAAAUUUAUAAAAUAAUGCUGAGGUGUUGGGACUACAAACCUGAAAACCGGCCCAAGUUCAGCGAACUUCAGAAAGAGCUAGCUGCCAUCAAGAAAAAAGUGACAUAGGGAUGAAGUCAUGCCAGACACUACCUACAAGACUCUGUUUCCCAGCAAAGUAAUAUUUUUCCCUCAUAAGAAAUGAGUUUAUACUACAUUACCUGCGAUAGUCUAGAGUUCCUUUUAAAAAAUUAAUUGGGUUUUUUUAAUGUGCCAAUUUGAAAAUGUCCAAGUCAUAUGCAUUAAAACCAAUGUACUGUUCUGCCAAGUGCUGCUUAGCCAAUCACAGCUCUUCUGCUGUACCUGGCCAUCAUCCAUAGAAAAGCACAGCCAGUAAAUGUAAGGGACUAUGGAUCCUAUCUGUUUUACAUGGAUUAACUACUAUUGAUGUUGCUCAGUUCACAGUUUGCUGCCUUAAGUCACAGAGACCUAAUACAUUGGUGCUAUAAUCCUAAUUGGUGGUGCCAAGUCGGCAGACACACUCCAGCAUAAUCUUGCUUAUCUCAUGACUGAGGCAAGAUUAUAUUUUUAGAAUAUUUCCCCAAACUUCUGUUUUCUUAAUAGCUGGCAUCACUUGACAAGGUUUGAAAAUGCUAAAAUUUCUUCUUUAAAAAUAAUACACUACUUACUACAUUUUGCAUUUGAAAAUAUUUGGACUUUUUUUUUAAAUAGUAGAGUGACCAAAACAUUUGGAUCAUCACACACCCAUUUCUUCAGUAAGGUUGAAAUUUUCCUUAUUCCCUUAUUCCCUAGCACCCUUAUUCCAUAUCACCCUCUCUCUCUUUGGUCAGAUCAUCAGAAACCUUUGCAUAUAGUUUCCUUUGAGAGCUUAAGCCAGAUUUUUAGUGACUGCUUUUGAAUGAAUCCAUGAAAAGCUGCUAUUAAUAGGAGGAAUGUCUAUAAAGGAGAGUGACCUAAAAUAAAGCGUUCUAGUAGUAGUGAUGAAAGUGGUGAAUGAAAGGAAAUAGAAAAUUGGUUUCUUAUUAGGACCAGUACCUUUCUAACUUUUUUCCUGCAUGACCCAUUAGAGGUUCACUUCUAAAGAAACCACAAAACACUCAUCCAAAAUAAACAUUUUUUGUACAGAUCUUUCUUUAUAUAAUUCCUUGGAUUUACUACUAAUUACUGGAUGUACAACAAAAUCAAGUGUUCUCUGACUUGCAUUCUCUCAUUUAGACAUCUUGAAGGAUCUUUUUAUUGAAAAUAUUUAAGUAACUUAUAAUUUAUCAACCAAAGAAUUCCUAGAGUGACAAAUACUAGCAGCAUGCAAAAUAAAAAAAUAAAAUAAAAUGGAUUAGGGAUUCUGUGAAGUCAAUGUUUAUAGCCCCAAAGCAACAUAUUCCUUUCCUUCAUGGGGAGUGGAGAGAAGCAAUUACCAGGUUUUAUUUGAAUUUUCAAAAACAAAGACUUUUUGUUAACUUUCCUAGAAGUUCUCUAAUGAAGGUCUCAUUCAUUUGUGUUUUUCAAAUUUACCAAACUUAAUUAUUUGGUGAAAAUCCCUAGCCUAGGUAAGACAUUGCCUAACUUUAAAACAAUUUCACAACAGGUACAACAAUAUUAGAACAUCAUGUUUACAGACGUCUUUGAGCUAAAAGAGAAAUGUCACAGUAAUUUUUAUCCACUUGGAAGAGCUAAAGCAAAGUGAUUAGAAAUUGAAAUAGUUUUAAUUUCUUUUAAACCAUAAGAUUUUUUUUCUAUGAAACUUAAAGCUGUGUUUCAAUCUUGCAAAAUAGUUUUAUGUGUAGUUUUGGCUAACUUCACUAAUAUUAUGGUGUCACCAAGUUCUUACUUAAGAACACUGUUGUUAGGCUGUGUAUCAAGAAAAAAGAAAAGUAUGGAUGCUCACUCCAAGGACCUGAUAGCUGGAUGAACACAGAAGAAAUAAUAAGGAAGCAUUCCAUUUCCAGAUCAUAUAUAAUUAUUAUUUCUAAUGUAGCUCACCUAUUUAAGAUAAGUUCUUAUGAAUUUUCAGAUGUUCUAAGUGUAUUACUAAGACUUUUGUGUGAACCACAUUACCAUCACAAUAAGAUUAAUUGAAAAUAUUUCAGGCAAAGUACUGUUUGCUCCAUUCCACAUAUACACCUCACCACUGCACUAAUUUUAAUAUUUCUUAUGAAUCAGGUUGGUGUCAACAGCAAGUAGUGUCUGGAUCAUGAAAGUAUAGGCUUUGAUCUUUAAGAAGUCACAGCCCUCUUGCAGAAUAUACUUUAUCGUGAAAUAGGACAACAAAGGGACUAGGAGCUGAAUAGAUAUUUCCAUAUUAAUAUCUUAUUAAUAAGUGAAGUGAGAAAUUUUCAAUAUACAAAUUGAUUUCUAUUAUAUACUUUUGACUCAGCAUGAAAGUUUGCUAUAAAAAUAAAGUUGUGACUUCUUUUAUUAUCAAUUACAUGUUGCUAAAACACACCAAAGUUGUUUUAUUUAACAGUUUAAUUUUCUUUCUUUCCCUCAAUUUUAGUUUAGUCUAUAAUCUAAAUAUUAGAUUCUUUAGGGAACUAAAAUAAUUUAUUUCUUUUUGCAAAUGAAAUAUUUGAAAACUUCCCAACCCGGUGUCUUCUUGAAGGAAAUAUUGAUAAAAAAUUAUGGGAAUCUCAUAAAUUUCUUCAUAAAACAGAAACAUGUUAUAACUAGAGAUAGUUAUAACCUAAAAACUAUUCAAAAUAUAAAUCAUGGGCCUAAAUCAGCUAAAGGGAAUAUUUUGCUCCCUUGAAAACCAUACUAUUACCUUCAUCCUAAUGCAAAGAUUAAGCAUUCUUUAGUCUAUUUGUAGUUAUUUUAAACCACACAGAAGCAAUAGGCUCAGUUGGCUAACUACUGACUGGGGCGGGGGUGGGGGCGCAGAUCAUUUUCUACAAAGGCAAAAAAGGAAAAGAAACAGUUAUUUCAUUCCAAAAUGAUAUAGCCCUGCAGGUACCAUGAGAAACACAAAUAGAGAAAAUUUCAGCAGAAAGCCAGAGGGAAACAAGCACCAUUGACCACUGGGACCAAAGGAAGCAAAAUAGGUCAUCUACCACCAUGUGGCCAUCAGCUGGAGGACUGUCAUCUGUGACUGGAAUAAUAUUAUGGUAUCCAUAUCUCAGAAAUAAUGUUAAUGCUGAAACCCAUAAGGUCAUUUUCAUGGUAUAAUAUGGGUUUUCCAUUAUAGAUCCAGUCCUGUUACUCCUAGCCUUAAAGAACUCUCCUGAGUCUUCCAUUAUAUCAGCAUUAUAGGGUCUCAAAGACCAUUCAUUUACAGGAAGCUCUAUUAAUAAUAGUUGGCUAUUAUUAUCCAAUUCACAUUCAGGAUUUAUAUCUUACUCCGUCAUAACCUGCUUUCAAAAGACACAAUGUUAAACAGAUGGGCUGCCCAGCCAGCAAGCAAGAUAACAGCAUUAUGUAGUUUUCAAUACUAGUAAUAUUUGCAGCAGAAAGUUGGCAGCAUCUUAAAGACUGUCAUGAUGCAGAUAGGAAGAAAAAGACUGAUGAAUAAGGAAGUUUUGUAGAAAUGAAGGGUAAUGACAAGACCUUAGAGAAAUGACAAAAGAUUUAAAUAUUCAGAGUCAAUAAAUGCAGUGAUGAAAUAGAAAAACACACAACAGAUUCCAAGAGAGUUGUUUGGAGGAGUCUCCCACUCUGAAUUAUUCUCUCAUCUCUCUUGUCUCCAUAUCUUCAGAAAGACCCAAAACCUUGGUGGGUUUAUCUUUUUCAUCACUUAAAAUUUUCCAUUUUAUAAUGUUACUGAUUUUUAAAAGGAGGCAUUAGACUCAUUCAGAUCUGAUUUUCUUUCUGCUUUCCAUAAGGCUCGAGAUAAGAUAUUUAAUCCAUUUAAUUGGAAUUAUCUCCUUGUCUUUUUUCCUAUAAGACUCUAAUUUGUAGUUUAGUCUCAUUCACCUGGCAGCUAAAGUAAAGGUAAGGUAUUUAAAAAAUGCAACACAGCAUUACCCUUGAGUAGGGAACAUUUGAGAAAAAAAACUUGAAUCGCUGGGUAGUUCAGCAGGAUGCUUAUGGGGCAGAUUAUUUUUGGUCGUACAUGAAUUGCAAAGGAUCUGUGAUAAUGACUAUAACAACACGUACAAUUUAUAAAUUCGAGGCAGUUAACUGAAACACAAAGUGGUUAAGCGACUUGUACAGGGUAACACAGCCAAUAAGGGUCAAAGGUGAGAUUUUAACUUGUGUCCCAGACUCCAAACCCAGUCUUCUGUCCACUAGGCUAAUGGUUCAUAUUGAAGUUAAGAAAGCUUUCAGGUAUCUUUACCUGUCCCUGAUAAGGAAUCAACCCUGAUUUGAUGUUUCUUCUUUAAAAAAAAAAAAAAAAACUUGUAGAAACCAACACAUUAAGAUACAUAAUUUGAGUUCAGAUUUUUCCUUAAGAGU
Molecule: messenger RNA, 7225 nt
Organism: Dromiciops gliroides (monito del monte)
Lineage: Eukaryota; Metazoa; Chordata; Mammalia; Microbiotheria; Microbiotheriidae
Gene: FER
Product: FER tyrosine kinase
Exons: 22
Coding region: 470-2944 (824 amino acids)
Biological process (GO): regulation of actin filament polymerization; Fc-epsilon receptor signaling pathway; peptidyl-tyrosine phosphorylation
Molecular function (GO): non-membrane spanning protein tyrosine kinase activity; ATP binding
Source: RefSeq, a predicted model, not a curated record